UUAACCACUUCCUGUCCGGCCCAUGUAUAUAAACAGCUGGAUUGGAGCAGUGCAGGGGAGGGUGGCCGUUUAUAAACAGCCUCUUUGCCCCUUGCUUGUGUGUGCUCCCUGGGAGCGUGCAGCACCGCAAUCCAGUGCCUGCUGUGUCCUCCAGACACAGUGGAACACCGAUCGUUGUACAGGACCUCUGUGUGAGGUCUCAAUCAUGUGAUCACGGAUUUGCCAAUCCGUGAUCACAUGAAAGAGUAGUAAGCAAGAUGUCACUUCUGACAUCUGACAUGACAUUGCUUACUACGUGUGAAAUCUGUGAAUGAUCACAGAGGUCACAUGGUACAAGGCUAUUCACAACAGCCUUGUACCAUGUGACAAGCUGUUACCAAUCACAGCUCACACAGUA
Staurois parvus is the source of this 397-nucleotide messenger RNA. Lineage: Eukaryota; Metazoa; Chordata; Amphibia; Anura; Ranidae. The record is from the annotation of a GenBank genome assembly.